Molecule: messenger RNA, 672 nt
Organism: Ectocarpus siliculosus
Lineage: Eukaryota; Phaeophyceae; Ectocarpales; Ectocarpaceae
Source: the annotation of a GenBank genome assembly
AUGAACGACGUCGACGCGCAGAGAGGACCGAGCGCUAAGAAGGGGAUCAAGGAGAGGGCUCUGUCGCAGGUCUUGUCGCCCGGCAGCCCGAACUAUCUCUAUGAGGGCUGCCUGAGGACCGACGACAUCAGCUUCAGAGAGUCGAAGCCGUACGUCGGGGUGAUGAAGGACAGCUCCGGUUACCUCCUCUGCCAGAUCUACCCAGACGAGAGGGAGGUGCAAGUGUCGGAGAGAAUGACGGCAGAGGCGGUGAGGGUCGCCAUCGAGGAGGCCGGCGUCGCCGAGCCGGUGUUCGAUCAGGGCACGGGUCUGGCAUUCCUGCCGGACCACACGGAGCCAUUAACCGGGUUCCCAUCAUCGGCGUUUCCGGGACAGAUUCUUGCACGCGUGGCUCGGCUGCUGGAACUCGCGGAGUCGGACCUGAUGCACUUCCGCACGGUCACUCGAUCCCCGGAGGGGCGUCCCCGCCCUGUCUACCCGUCUACCGCCCUGCAGAUUGGCCUCCUCAAGAACAAGAACGUGCCAGACCUCGUCCCGUGCCUGCUCCCCGCCGGCUACCCGGCCGCCUGCCACCGCUUCCUGCGGAAGUGGCUCCUGCUGCCCCCGUCCUACCGCCUCGCCGACAGCGCGCACAACCUCUGCAAGCAGCUCGCAUCGCCUGAGCAGGAUUAG